Messenger RNA from Lymnaea stagnalis (great pond snail), 6167 nucleotides. NCBI's taxonomy places the organism in Eukaryota, Metazoa, Mollusca, Gastropoda, Lymnaeidae. The record is from the annotation of a GenBank genome assembly.
AUUUUGCUGCUAUAUGGCGUAGAUUGUUGUGUCUGUACUGUUGGCUGUGUUUACAUUUGGAUAUUUUUGUACACUGCCCAUUUGUGACAUCUGUUUAUUAAUUAAAGGAUAAUUGAAAGGGUAUGAAAGUUUCCAGACUGUUUUUUAAAUUAUUAAAAUGGAGAAUUAAUUAAUAUCAAAGCUUGAUUUCCGGGUUUAGUAUGCAAUGUUUUUUUUUUUUAAAGUUUAUUUAAGCUCAACUCUAGGCCUAAGCUUUCAUUAAAUUUUAAUUUAGGCUUGUUAGGCCUAGUUCAAAGUGAGUUUAAAAAACUUAAGUAUAAUAUAAUUUAAAAACAUAUAGGACCUAUACCAUGACCUAUUCAUUUAAAAUGGAUUGCUCGGGACCGGUGAUCGAGACAAGAUUUUUGUAGUCUGUAGUAAUAAAAAACUGAAGUAUUAGAAGUUAAGUAGUAGUAAAUUAGCAAAAAGGCCUUAACUUUAAAAGCACCCGGUGACCAGCUUUAAAACUUCAAGAGUGAGCCUUGCUUUUGACUAUGUCUUCUAUUAAAUAGAUUAGGUUUAAGCCUAUUAUUUAUGGAUUAAGACAGGCCUUGGCCUUGGCUUACUUAUCCUUCUUUAAAUUUAAAUAAUAAUAAUUAACUUAUUUUUUAGUGUAAGUGUAUAUAUAAUUUAGUCUUAAGUCUAAGCCCUACUAACCUACGACAUUGUUGUAUAGGCUAUAUCUGUAUCAUACUCAAGAGAGAGAAUGAAGUAUCACAUGACAAUUAAACCUUGGUCAUGGUCUACUGAAUGUUUUAGUUUUAUGGCAUCAGCAGAUUAAUUAAUGCAAGCACUAAAGUUGCAAACUAGUAAUUUUUCUAUCAGUUAUAUCUAUCAUUGUCAGGAUAUUAUAAUAAUGUAUGAUGAAGGUUCAGAACUAGUGGCCCAAUAAAAUUUAAGGUUUUUAUGACUAUUCAAGUAUCAGUUUGCUUAAAACUUCAAUCAAGCCCAAGCCAAUAUGAUACUGAUACCUAUAAUAGUAUAGAGAAGAAAAUAGUCAGUUGUAGUAUAGGUCUGCAACUAAUCAAGAUUAUAAAUAUUGGCUCUUUUUAUUUAUUAAUUGGGGUAGUAAUAAGUAUUACCCUACACUUAGCCCUAGACCUGUAGAGUAUACACAUUUUAAAGUUCACUUACAUACCGAUUUAUUCUAGUUUUACUUUUAAAAUAUGCUGUUUUGACAUUGAUCAACAUAAAAAAAAUCAUUAAGCCUUUGAAUAUUAGAUAUAGGUAGAUUAAAUUAUUUACAUCAAACUUUUAAGUUAAAAUUUAAUCAAAUGUGCACAUAUAGAUUUUUUACUUUGAUUUUUAUUAAUUUACAAAAAAGUUUGUCACACACCUGUGAACUGUGGUGUUCUAAAUUUUGCUGCUGAUAAUACAGAAAUGAAACUCCGGCAUCUUGAAUACAUAUGUCCGUUAGUCUAUCUAUAUAUAUUUAUAAAGAUGUAUAUUAUAGAAUAGACAUAUUCAGUCAUGGUUUUAAAGAUGCUAUACUUAUACUUCUGAUAAUUGUUGCUUUUUUUGCUAAUGAGUAGGCCUUUGCCUAAUGAAUAAUAAUAGCAUACUAAUAAAUGAUAUAGGUAAAUUUAUAUUACACAGUUAACUCUGUAAGUAUUUACUCUGUGCCUUAUCAUUUAUCGUGUUUGUGGAGAGCACCUUUCUGUUCAAUAAACACUGAAAAGUUAUCCAACCGUAUUGUCUGAAACAGCCAUAAUAUAAUAUAGUCCUAUAUGCCUAGGGCCUAUUCAUUAUUAUAUAUUUAUAUUUAUAAAGACUCAUGGUUUGAAAUUAAAUAAACACUUUUUGGUACUAAUUGUAAAAUACAUAAGGUUAACUUAUCUGGUGAUGACCCCAGACUCAUUUUAAUUAUAUUAAUUCAUCCUUCUGCUAUGUAUGGAAUAAAGAUGUGGGAAAUUUAAAACAAUGCAUGGGUUAAGAUUUAAUUACUAGAUGAUGAUUAAACUAAAGAAGUUUUGGCGGGAUGCAAUGUCAAUUUAUUUGAUAAUUAGUUGUUAAAGAAUUUUGCUUUUUUAAAUAUUAUAUCACAUUUAUUUCCACUCCAAUUCAUCACCAUUUUCAUCCUUUUCAUAUGCUUAAUUAUUUUCACCUCAUCAUUUUGUAAUCUAAUAAGUGGAUGACCCCGAACAUACCAAUGUGUAAAAGUUUUAAAGAAUGUUUUUAAAUAUAGAGUUAGGAAUCAUUUUAAACAAGACUCUUAUAUGGAACAUUUUAUAAAUAUAGUUAUGUUAUGUGAAAACGUACCCAACUAUUCCAAAAGACACAAUUUGUAGUUAAUUUCCGAUAUGAAGUACGUAAAUGAUUUGUAAAGAUGAUUCAAGCAGAGACCAACAUUUUUGUUUCUUCGUUAGUAAAAGUAUAACUAUAAAAUUUAGCCAACUUAAAAGAUUCUGGAUGGUUUAUUUAGAGGAAAAAAACAAUUGCAAAUAGCCUGACUGUAAUAUUGAGAAACUUUGUGUAAUGUGUUUCUAUCUAUCCUCCUUUCCUUAAAAAAAAAGAAAGAUAAAGCUUAUUAUUUUGUUUUUCAGAAUACACUGUGAAAUAAAUGUUUAGCAAUUAAUAGAAUUAUGAGUGGACCUUCAUAAGUAUUAUUUUGGAAAGACAUGAAUCAAGAUGGUGGGACAACGGAACAAUCUUCAGAUUAUGAAACUAGUGAUGCUAACACAAGUUCUUUGAAUAAUAGUUUAAGUGAAGAGGAAUUCUCAAUCGAAAGUUCAAAUAUCGAUAGUGGUGGAUUAAAAUUAACUAUUUCUUGUCGCAAAAGAAGCUGUGAAGAUGAACACGAUAAUUCAGCUGGAGCCCACUUGAACCAACAGAAAGACCAUUCUCGUUCAAGAGCCAAGCAUCUGAAUAUGGAAAAAGAGGUGUGGUCUAUGCCUCUGAUUGUUUAAAUGAUCAGUGUAAUUUUUUUUAAACUUCAACAGAAUUAGAAUUUAAAGAUCAAUCACUUACAAAUAAUAACUCCUUUACCAUAUGCCUUCAGAUUCUUUUGUAUGUGUCAGAUAUUAAUUUAUUUAUCACUGUAUAGAAGAUUUUUUAUUAGUUCUGAAUUCUUUUUGUAAAGAGUUAAUUACUACAUUAAAGGUAAAAAUGUAACUGGCAGCUUUAAGAAUGCUUCUCAAAUAGAGCAAAAGACUUGAUCAAAAUAAUUUUGAAAUAAUAUUGUGUAUCUGUUUGGGUUCAUCCACAUCCACUGUGUUUUGUAUACCCUUCAUCACAAUUCAUAACAUUUUUGUAAACAGUACAUCAGUGCAUGUCUGUUUUAUCAUCACUCUCUAUAUUAUAUAUAUAGUUCUGAAUACUUAUGUUUUUCCUACCUUAAUAGUCUUUAUGAUUAUUUCCAGAUAUCUGAGAUGAACUGUACAAAUGAAGACUACCUACAAAAUUCAGAUUCUCACAAAGAGUUACCUAAAUCAGGGCACUCAUACAGUGACCAUCCUUCUUAUAAUGAAGGGGGUAGAUUUUUUAUGGCACCCACAAUGAGCCCCUCAAGAUCAUCGAAGGGGAGUCAGCAAAAAGCACCUUCCUCCAAUGAAUGCCAGAAUUCUGCCUUGUUUGUCAGUACUCAGAGUGAUAGUAGCACUGUUGUUUUUAAAUCAGGGACACAAUUAGAAGUAUCAAAAAGCAGUGAUGUUCUCAAAGGCUUUAAAAGAUUCAAACAGGAAGGCAGCAUUAGUAUUUCAUCUUUACAUGACAGUCAUGAACCUCUGCUUAGAUUGGACACCUUGCCCAAUGUGUCCCCAGACAGUGGGAUUAUAUCCUUGGAUGAAUCUCCCUUUGGCAGUGAAUCCCCAAAUUCUUUUGUAAAUGGUGACUGUAGUGCUGAGUUACAACAUGGGCCACAGAGCUCUUUUACAAGCACAAGUCACCAUUUACACAGAAGAACAGUUACCAUUGAUGAUACCAUGAAACAAAACUCAUUAGUUGAAGAGGGAAAGGAGCAUAAUGGAAAUGAACAUUCUACUGGUGAACUGUCUGAACAGGAGGGAGCUAAAGCCACAGCUGUUGAUUUAACAAAAGAGCUUACAAAAAUAGCUCCUUCAAAAGAGAGUGACAUGGACUGCUGUACAGAUGAAGAUGUUGUGAGUUCACCAGUAAUCGCAAAUGGAAGUGGUGUUAUUUUGUCUUCCCCUCACAAAAUAAGUCAAACAAUGGGUCGUAAGAAAAGGGGUCGACCUCCAAAGCAAAAGAAGUCCUUGCUACUUAGGCAUAAAAGAAGUACAAUUUACAGUGGAUUAUAUGGUGCCAUACCCAUUGUACCUCAUGCAGACUAUAAAAGUCCAUCAUCUGCAGACAUACAUGGAGGUAGUUUCAAAAAAGUAUCCGACAUUUUGAGUGGAAAACCUGGCCAAGCUACUGAAAUUGUCAAAAGUGCAGAUAUUGAAGAGGUGAAUGAUGUUUCCUGUGAUAAUACUUCAUUUAAAAAGAGGAGCCCUGGUCGACCUAAAGGAUCAGUGUCAAAGAAGAGUACCAACACAGAUGUGUUUCGUCAUGCUUAUAAAAACGUUUCACUUAAGUCAAAGACUGUUAAUUUAAAAGUAAAAAAUAACAUUGGUUCCAAAUUCAAAAAAGAUGUAGCUAAACGUCCUCGUGGCAGACCCCGUAAAAACUUAGUUCCAACAGAUAGUCAUUCUCACUGUACAUUAGAUAAUAGUGAUUGUCAUAAAGUAAAUUCAAAGUUUCUUGUGAAUGAUGACACUAUAGUAAAUAAUAAAUCUGUACGGAAAAAACAUUUUCGUAAAAGAGUUUUCACCCAAAAGAAAAGAAAGCCGCAUAUUUUUAAAACAAGCAAUAAUGUUCCAAAUCAAAUAAUUCAGAAAGCAAUAUCUAACCCUGUUGCUGUUGAUAAAAAUAAAAUGAACUCUGCUGGGUCUUUAAAGUUAGAGCUGUCUGUUCCUGAUUCAAGUCCUGACAAGAGGAUAUAUCAUGGUGGAUUGAAGGCUAAACCUCAUGCCAGUCCUGAAAAAUCAGUUUUUCAAGACAAUGACCUUGAUGCAUUACUUAAAAGUGUUAAAUCCUCAAUCACCAGCCAGUUUACAACUGAGGAUCCGGGCAGUGACAUCAUAGGGAACAUUUCUUUUGUCAAUCCUUUUAAAGUUUCCGAGCCAUCACCAUUUCCCAAAAUGACAAGACCUGAAUCACCAAAAGUUGUUAAACCUAAAUCCAAAAAACCCAAACUACAUGUGAUGAUGAGGAGAACCAAGCGCAAAAAGCGAAAGAAGUUACCUGCCAAUAAAGUUGUCCCCCCAACUCCACCGCCCCCUAAAAAGUUAAAUGUCUUCAGCACUGUUGAACCUCUCAAAAAGAUUGGAAAAUUCUCAGUUGUCCCUCAGAAAAAGACGGGCACCUUUGGUUCCCCAACAUCUGAAAAGCGUUUAUCAUUUUUUACAUCUUGUGUUCAGCCAUCUAAGAUACUAGCAACUAGUCGCUUAAAUGUUUUCCGUUCUGGCACUGGUGUUGAUGAAGCACACAGGUCAGGAACUCCUACAGACACUGAUCAACCAGAUUGCUUUGAUAAACGAGGCAAAAGGCGCCAUCGCCUAUUGUACAGAAAGUCCAAACAUAAAAACAUCAUAGAUCCUGUCUUUGCUGCUGAUUUGGAUACACUAGUUUCAGGAUUAAACGGAAUGUUCUUAUCGGAAAACCCUGCAGACAACUAUAUAAGAGUUCGUCCUGGAGAGAUGCCAUUGCCUUCAAUAUUUAGAGUUAUUAAGAUUGACGUUAAUAAGAAGACAAAAGAUAGAAUUCUUGCCUCUGAAACAUCUGUAUUAGAUAGAAACAAACCACGAAAAGAGACACCUUCACCUUAUGAUUCACCUGCUGCAAGCUUUAAGCCUAUUUCUAAAGUUGGCGGCAGAAAGAAAAGUUUUUCAGAUCAAGUUGGAGAUCAGCGUGAGCUUUCAUCAAUUAGUGAUUCUAGUGACCAGUGGCUUCCACCUAAAAAACGGCACAGGCUAGUUAACUUAGACUCAACUCAAUUUAGCUCUCCUUUAAACUAUUUCAAUGAUUCUACAUCACUGAAAAAAGAUUUAAAGAUACAAAGAAAAGGAAAAAGACUUAGAAAAACAUUGUGCAAUGAGGACAAUAAAUAUGGUAAAUUAUUUUCUAUCUAA